This is a messenger RNA of Manihot esculenta (cassava), 3983 nucleotides long. Its product is annotated as probable LRR receptor-like serine/threonine-protein kinase At3g47570. Gene Ontology annotation, molecular function: protein kinase activity; ATP binding; protein binding. Lineage: Eukaryota; Viridiplantae; Streptophyta; Magnoliopsida; Malpighiales; Euphorbiaceae. The coding region runs from base 893 to 3967 and encodes 1024 amino acids. Gene Ontology annotation, biological process: protein phosphorylation. The record is from RefSeq and is a predicted model, not a curated record. The transcript has 2 exons.
GCUGGCUAACUUAGCAAAGUGGUUAUUGUUGGGUCUUUUCAUUCUGUGUGUUCAAAUCCAUGGAAACAAUGGUUGCUUUGAAGUAGAGAGAUUGGGUCUCUUAGAUUUGAAGGCAUCAAUUGGAUCAGAUGGGUUUGACGCUGAUCAUCCUUUUUCUUCAUGGGUUGAUGACUCGCUCAGUGAUUGUUGUAAAUGGGAGCGUGUCACGUGCAAUUUCACCACUGGUCACGUGAUUGAUCUCUCCCUCAACAAUUUAAGACAAUACGAGGAAAAUAUUUGGUUUCUAAAUCUUUCCAUGUUUGAGUCAUUUAAGGAAUUAAGAAGUCUUAAUUUAUCCCAUAACAGAUUCGGUGGUUUGAUUGAUGAGAAAGGUAUUUAUGGUAUGGUCUUCUACCUAUUAUCUUUUUUUGGUUAAUGGAUGUACCUGUAGCUAAUAACACAAGCUGUACAUACAGGUUUUGAUGGAUUGAAGAAGCUAGAAAUCUUAGAUCUUAGUGAUAAUUAUUUCAAUAAUAGCAACUUUUCAUCGUUGGCUGCUCUUCCAUCACUUACAACUUUAAUUCUUAGCAGAAACAAUAUGAAAGGUUCCUUUCCUAGCAAAGGUAUGUUCAUUCACAUUCAUUCACCAAUUCGAUUAAUUAUUUGAGCUGUAUUUCAUCCUAGAAUUCAAGUUUUGUACUGUUGCAUGAUGCAUAUCUAGGCAACUUUGAAAUAUGUAUUGUAAUAACAUAAAAGCUGUAUGGUGUAACAGGUUUUGAAAGAUUAGAGUUGUUGGACUUAGGUUCAAGUAGCUUCAGUAGUAGUAACUUAUCAACAUUUGUCUUUUUUUAUAUAGACCAUAAGAAACUCAUGUUUUGGGAAAGUUAUAAUGCUGCCAAUCUCUCCAAACUAAAUGAGAUCGUGUGAUAUCAGUUUGCAUUCCCCUUCUCUUAUCAUAUACCUUCAAGUGAUUCUCUUACUUUCUUUCAACUUAGAGUGGUGGAAGCAAGCUAAUGCUUCAGGAAAUGAGACUGAUAAACUUGCCUUGCUCAAGUUCAAAGAAGCAAUAAGUGCUGGUGAUCCAAAUCAACUCUUGGAUUCAUGGAAUGACUCUCUCCCAUUUUGCAAUUGGUUUGGAAUCACAUGCAGUCGCCGGCAUCAGAGAGUCAAAUCCUUGGAUUUGGAAGGGCAGAAUUUAUUUGGAACAAUCUCACCUUAUAUUGGCAACCUGAGUUUUCUUCGAGUCAUCAACCUCCAAAACAACAGUUUCCAUGGUGAAAUUCCACAAGAACUUGGCAGGUUAUUUCGCCUGGAAGAAUUGUUUCUCAACAACAAUACUUUGGCAGGCGAAAUUCCAAUCAACUUAACUCGAUGUUCCAAGCUCAUGUUUCUUGAUUUGGGUUGGAAUUAUCAUGUAUCAGGAAAAAUCCCAGCUGAACUUGGUUCUUUAACUAAGCUUCAGAAUCUUAAUCUUGUUGCAAACAACCUGAUAGGAGAAAUCCCAGCCUCCUUGGGCAACCUUUCAUCGCUCACUUUCUUUUGUGUAACGUAUAACAGAUUGUUGGGUAAUAUUCCUGACGAUUUGGGCAAAUUAACAAGAUUAACAGUUUUUGCUGUUGCAGCAAAUCAACUAUCUGGCACAAUUCCUCUGCCCCUCUUCAAUAUCUCCUCCAUCAGAAAGUUUUCUGUCAUACAAAAUCAACUCCAUGGGAAUCUGCCAGAAAACUUAGGCAUCACUCUCCCAAAUCUCAUAUUUUUCUCAGUUGGGAACAAUAGUUUCUCUGGGACAAUUCCAAAUUCUCUAUUCAAUGCUUCUCAUCUGGAAAUAGUUAAUCUUGGUUGGAGUAACUUUGUUGGACAAGUUCCAAUGAAUUUAGGAAAUCUUAAAAACCUCUGGUGGCUAAGACUUCAUGGAAAUGCUCUGGGAAGUAAUUCAACCAAUGACUUAGCUUUUCUGGACUCUUUGACAAACUGUACCAAGAUGAAAAAAUUGGAUUUGGGUACAAACAAUUUUGGAGGUGUUUUACCAAAUUCUGUAGCAAAUUUGUCAACCGAACUUGGUUUGUUCUAUAUUGGGGAGAAUCAAAUCACAGGCACCAUUCCUGCAGGGUUAGAGAAUCUCAUCAAGUUAACUGGAAUAGCCCUGCAUAAUAAUCUUCUUUCAGGCGUCUUCCCCAAUUACUUUGGGAAGUUUCAGAAACUACAAUUUUUGAGUUUAGAUGGAAAUAGGUUGUCCGGAGAAAUUCCAUCCUCCAUCGGAAAUCUUACACAUUUGCUUGAACUCUACUUACAAGACAACAAUUUUCAGGGAAGCAUUCCUUCAAGCAUUGGAAAUUGCCAAAAUUUGUAUUUCUUAGACAUUUCACAGAACCAUCUGAAUGGAGUUAUACCCCCUGAGAUUUUACUUGUUCGUUCCUUCACAAGAUUACUGAGUUUAUCUCAAAACUCUUUAACUGGAGUCCUGCCUUUUGAAGUAGGGAAGCUAUCAAAUAUAGGAGCACUAGAUUUCUCAGAAAACAAUCUUUCAGGCAAAAUUCCAGCAACAAUUGGAGAUUGCUUGAGCUUGGAAUUCCUUUAUCUGCAAGGGAAUUCAUUUCAAGGGACCAUCCCUCCAUCUUUAGCUUCCCUGAGAGGCCUUCAAUAUUUAGAUCUUUCACGAAACAAGUUGACAGGGCGAAUUCCGAAAGAUCUACAGGACAUUCCAUAUUUACUUUUCCUGAAUCUUUCUUUCAAUGAUCUUGAGGGUGAAGUACCAACUGGAGGAGUUUUCAGAAAUGCAAGUUCUGUAUCAUUAAUUGGUAAUGAUAAGCUUUGCGGCGGUGUCUCAGAACUCAAUCUACCAAAAUGCCCGAACAAGAGAGGAGGGUUGUUUUUUCAUAAGCUGGAAAUUAUACUAACUGUAAUGGCUGUGUGUAUCUUAUUGACAUUAGCCUUUCUUCUUGUUUAUUGGAAAAGAAAUCCAAAGCAGAAGUCAUCUUCUUCAUCCUCAAUGAUGAAGCAAUUUCUUAAGGUAUCUUAUGGAGAUAUUUGUCGUGCAACGAAUGGAUUCUCUCCAGAAAAUUUGAUCGGAUCUGGCAGCUUCGGCUCUGUGUAUAAAGGAUUUCUAGAUCAAGUUGAAAGACCAGUAGCGGUUAAAGUUCUCAAGCUUGAACAUAAGGGUGCUUCCAAGAGCUUUAUUUCUGAAUGCAUUGUGUUGAGGAAUAUCAGGCACCGAAAUCUUGUGAAGAUGUUGACAUGUUGCUCAAGCAUGGAUUACAAACUUAAUGAUUUCAAAGCUCUAAUCCUUGAAUUCAUGGGAAAUGGGAGCUUGGAGAAGUGGUUGCAUCCUGAAAUAGAAGGCAAAAAUCAAUCAUGGAAUUUAAACUUGCUUCAGAGAUUAAAUGUUGCCGUCGAUGUGGCCUCGGCCUUGCAAUAUCUUCAUGAGCAAUGUGAAAAUCCAAUUAUUCAUUGUGACCUGAAACCCAGCAAUGUUCUUUUCGACGACGACAUGGUUGCUCAUGUAUCUGAUUUUGGUCUUGCAAGACUCGUUUCAACAAGCAAAUCUUCAUCUCAAAGCUUGUCUACCACAACUGGAAUAAAAGGAACAAUCGGUUAUGCUCCUCCAGAAUAUGGAAUGGGUUGUCCAGCAUCCAGAGAGGGGGAUGUGUAUAGCUUUGGAAUCCUUGUAUUAGAGAUGUUCUCAGGAAAAAGACCAACUGAUGAAAUAUUCAAAGAUGGCUUAAAUCUUCACAGCUUUGUGAAGACAGCAUUGCCAGAAAGCCUUACGCAGAUUAUUGACCCUAACCUCAUCACAGCAACAGAAGAAGAAAGAGAAUUGUCUAACAGUAAUGGAAACCUGAGCAAGAUGAGUGCAAAAGCACGAAGUUGUGUAGUUUCAGUGCUUGAAAUUGGUAUUGGCUGUUCAGCAGAAUCACCCAAAGGACGAAUGAGUAUGGAGGAUGUUAGCAGGCAACUUGAUUUGAUCAGAAAAACUUUUCUUGGAAUCUAAUUCCACAGUGAUAGAA